GGGGAGUGGCUUCCCGCCGCCCUUCCCCUCCUGGCGGGCGCCGGGCAGACUGCUGCAGUCGCAAGCGGCGAGCGCAGUGGGCGGGGCGGGCUUGGCGGGGCCGGGCGGCGGCGCUGCGCUGACGGGCUGAGUCUGGCGGCGGCGGCAGCUGCAGAGGCCACCGAGGCGCUAACUGGGUGGCCGGUGGGCCGCUGUGGCCUCGAGCAGCCUCUUCGCGCGGCCCCGCACCCCGCAAGCAGCAGCGGGCCGCGACGCCCAGCCUGCCAGUGAGCUGCGGCGGGCACACCCCGGAGCGUCGGCGACUGCGGACAGGUUAGAGUGGGGGCAGGGGCGGGCGCGGGAGCAGCCCAGGGCCAGAGAGGGAGCCCGAGCCAGGCCAUCUCCAACCAUGUCCGACGAGGCCUCGGCCAUCACUUCCUACGAGAAGUUUCUAACCCCCGAGGAGCCCUUCCCACUCCUGGGACCUCCUCGCGGGGUGGGCACCUGCCCGAGCGAGGAGCCGGGCUGCCUGGACAUCAGCGACUUCGGCUGCCAGCUGUCCUCCUGCCAUCGCACCGACCCGCUCCACCGCUUCCACACCAACAGGUGGAACCUAACUUCUUGUGGAACAAGUGUUGCCAGCUCAGAAGGCAGUGAGGAGCUGUUUUCAUCUGUGUCUGUUGGAGAUCAAGAUGAUUGCUAUUCCCUGUUAGAUGAUCAGGACUUCACUUCUUUUGAUUUAUUUCCUGAGGGGAGUGUCUGCAGUGACGUCUCUUCUUCUAUUAGCACUUACUGGGAUUGGUCAGAUAGUGAGUUUGAAUGGCAGUUACCAGGCAGUGACAUUGCCAGUGGGAGUGAUGUACUUUCUGAUGUCAUACCCAGUAUUCCAAGUUCACCUUGCCUGCUUCCUAAAAAGAAAAACAAGCACCGGAAUUUAGAUGAACUCCCUUGGAGUGCAAUGACAAAUGAUGAGCAGGUGGAAUAUAUUGAGUAUCUGAGUCGGAAAGUGAGUACUGAGAUGGGUCUUCGGGAGCAACUUGAUAUUAUUAAGAUCAUUGAUCCUUCUGCUCAAAUCUCCCCUACAGACAGUGAGUUUAUUAUUGAACUUAACUGUCUCACAGAUGAAAAACUGAAGCAGGUCAGAAACUAUAUCAAGGAACAUAGCCCUCGCCAACGGCCUGCAAGAGAGGCCUGGAAGAGAAGCAACUUUAGUUGUGCAAGCACCAGUGGAGUGAGCGGUGCCAGUGCCAGCGCCAGCAGCAGCAGUGCCAGCAUGGUCAGUUCUGCAAGCAGCAGUGGGUCCAGUGUUGGAAACUCUGCUUCAAACUCCAGUGCCAACAUGAGUCGAGCACACAGUGACAGCAACCUGUCUGCAAGUGCAGCAGAGCGGAUUCGGGAUUCAAAAAAGCGAUCCAAGCAGCGGAAGUUACAGCAGAAGGCCUUCCGCAAGAGGCAGCUGAAGGAGCAGAGGCAGGCCCGGAAGGAGAGGCUCAGUGGGCUCUUCCUUAAUGAAGAGGUGCUGUCCUUGAAAGUGACUGAGGAAGACCAUGAAGCAGAUGUUGAUGUUUUGAUGUAAUAAGGGUGAAUUUAUCAACAUUCUUUGUGAGCAUUAAAAUACUCCAUCCUUAUUGGUUUACAUGCAUCUUGACCAAAAUUUUGGUUAGGGCUGUGCUGAUGUACCAUUAAUAAUUUAAGCCAGUGGUUCUUGGCAGUUGGUCCCAAGACCUGCAGUUUCAGCAUCGCUUGAGAAGUUGUUAGGAAUGCAUACUACUGGGGCCUGCCCCCAGACGUAGUGAAUCAGAAACCAACAGGGAAGUGCCUAGCAUUGUUUUUUUAACAAGUGCUGGGUUAUUCUGAUGCACAGUCUAGUUUAAGAACCACUACUUUGGGUAAACAUUUUGACUGUUUAAAGUUUAUGGUGGUGAAAAAGUGUAUGGGCUUCUUCAAAGACUAGUACUUACACAGUUUAGAAGAUUUCAAGGUACUGCUGACAGUAGUUUAUUAUGUCAGUAUACAUACAUGUGUAGAGAUCGUAAUUUAGUUCCCUUCUUAAUGUUACAAUUUCUUAGUUUACUUUUCCUAAAGGGCCAUAGCAUAAUUCUUGAUUCCUGGUGGAAAUCUUUUCUGAGGUGUGGGGGUGGGCAAGGUGUGGAUCGCUGUUUACGAUAGUGCCUUCAUUAGUUUUAGUUCUGUUUUCAUUCAUUAUUGACUCAAAGGUAUUAGAACAGGCCCUCAUCUUUUUCCUAUUAGAUUUAUUUUUGUUUUUUACUUUAUGUAAGUUCAGAAUCCUUUUUUAAGUGAUGACUACUGAUGAAAUAAUGUUACUAGUAGCUGAAUUUUAGACUUGAUGCUAUGUUGAUUAAUAUUUAAAUGGUGAAAGUAAUUAGGCAAAAUAAGCAAUUCUGCUUUUCUGUUGCUUUCAGAAUUUUUAGGCUGUAAAAUUGUCUCAGGCAGGAAGUCAGUCUAUAUCUCUCUCAAGUUCUUAUUGUAGGUCAUUUUUUUUUCAGCACAGCUCUAAUUUUUAAAUAUUUGGUGUAACAGCUUCUGGCAUGUGACCUAGUUACUGUUGAAAAUUAACUGAUGAAAACCCUUAUAGAUCUGCUAAAUUUCUCUAUAAAUUGCUAGAAAUAUACAGAGCAAUGAGAUAUAGAAAAACCUUAGCUUGUUGGUUAUUAAUAGAGCUCUAAUUUUAACUGUGAAAUCAUGGAGUUUCUUUAAAUGUUUUCCUAGAGUGUUAUCAUGAACAUUAGAAAUAGCGUUAUUCCUUUUCUUCUACCACGUCUUGAACAUUCACAUGGGUUAAAGAAGAUGGAAACUGAUACUACUGACAAUCAAGCUGCUUUCUGACUUUCAUAAUUUUCUUUAUAUUGUGGAUAGCAUUUUGAAGGUGACCGUGAUUCUGUAGGAAGAGCUGUAAUCAAUAUUUUUCAAACUCUAAGUGUACAGAGGUUAGUAAGAUUUCUACCUUUUUUUUUUUUUUACUUUUUGUUAUAUCAAGUAGCUUAUUAAGAAAAAGAUUCAUGACUUAAAUUCUUAAUUCUCAGUUGAUACAAAGGCUUAUAAUCAUGUGUUUUAAAAUUUUGAUUUCAUUUUCGUUCCUUGAAGGUUAAAGAAUGGAAACUGGGGAUAAAAAUUAAUACAUUGCAGCUUUGCCAAGGUCUGUGAUAUGGUUGUAACCUUUUAAAGACUACUAAAGUCAUAAUUUGAAAUUUUUACUAAAAUAAAACAUAUGUGUCUAUGGUUUUCA
Molecule: messenger RNA, 3226 nt
Organism: Symphalangus syndactylus (siamang)
Lineage: Eukaryota; Metazoa; Chordata; Mammalia; Primates; Hylobatidae
Gene: FAM199X
Product: family with sequence similarity 199, X-linked
Source: RefSeq, a predicted model, not a curated record